This is a messenger RNA of Mucor velutinosus, 1590 nucleotides long. RefSeq lists its product as uncharacterized. Gene Ontology annotation, cellular component: cytoplasm. The record is from RefSeq and is a predicted model, not a curated record. NCBI's taxonomy places the organism in Eukaryota, Fungi, Mucoromycota, Mucoromycetes, Mucorales, Mucoraceae. The transcript is spliced from 5 exons. The coding region runs from base 1 to 1590 and encodes 529 amino acids. Gene Ontology annotation, molecular function: guanyl-nucleotide exchange factor activity.
AUGUCCAUUGACGUUUGUAACAACGAUUCUCUUCUAUUGAAAAAAGCAACAGCAGCAGCAAGCAAAAAUGACAGUACGAAUGACACAAAAACCAAAAAGAACAGAUCUUCCUCGUUUAGCAAGUUGCAGACACUGGUUGCAUCUGUUUCAAGAAGAAGGACAAAGCAGAAAGGAACAUUGGAGUGCAAAUCAAAUGUGUCGCUGCCCCAACCACAGCCAGCACCAAUGCCUCAGUUACCACCAACAAAUCUAAAAUUAAAGCCCUCGUUGUCGGCAAGGCCGUUUUCUCAAUUCUUCUUCCCGUCAGCAAAAGAAGAAGAGGACGAAGAACCCACCAACAGACCCACAAGAGCCACUAUAGCACGGCAGAUAUCAUUCUCACCGCCAUCAUCAUUACAGCAAAAACAACAACAAACAAAAAAUCGGCAGCUUAACCGACAUUCUAUUGCGAUAGACUUUAUUGAUCGACAACAACAACAACAACAAACUGAAGAGAGCAACUCAUCCAGCAGUUCGUCCAGGUCAUCUUCGCUGAAGACCAUUCGCUUACUGGAUGAUUUCACCAUCAAGGAAGAAGAGGAGGAAGAGGAGAGGCAGUUCAUCAACACAGUCCAAUCAGAUAUUGCGCUAUCGUCGACAUCUAUUAAAAGAGAUUACUGUAUUUCUCGUUCUAUAUCUCAAAAUAAAGAAAAGAGGCUGUCAGGCGUAGUCAAUGUAGCACGAGCUCGCACUGUACUAGGAUUAGAUUCACUAAAAUCAAAAGAAACCCGAGCGAUUCAUGUUUGGAAAAAUACGAUUACACAAUUAUUAUCUGCAAACCCUGAUCAAGAUUACGUGGUUGAUAACGAUAAAAGUGAAUUGUACAAGAUCAUGGCACAUCCAGCAUUGACACCGGAAGAUCCACUAGAGAGACAAAGAUUUGUACGACAAUCAUCACCAAAGGACCUUGCCAUGGUGAAAUUCAUAUUGAACGAAUUGAUAGAAACCGAGAAAUCAUACAAUCAGCUGCUUGUGCUGAUCCAAGACAGAUACAUGCGGCCCAUGUUGGCUGCUUCUCAGGCAAAAGAUCCACUUGUAAAAUCAACUGAUAUCCCAAUACUGUUCAAUCAUCUGCCAGAGCUAGUGCAACUAUCCGACAAUUUGCUGCAGUCGUUUCAAUCUACCAGCAAUGUAGGGCAAGUGUUUCGGUCCUUUGAGUCCAGCUUUGUUGUGUUUUUGAAAUACGCCAUGCAUUAUAGGACAAACAUCAAAACAAUCAAAAGAGCCUGUAGUAAUGCACUAUUCAUCAAAAUAGAUCAGGAAAGCCUAUCUCGAAGAGACACAAAUCGAUUAGGCAUGUCAGAUUACUUUAUUGCACCCAUCCAGAGGAUACCGAGAUACUGUCUCAUGAUGAAGGAUUUGCAAAAGUAUGUUCAUCCAUUCGACACAAACUAUGCAGAACUAGAUUUGGCUUUGAAGAUACUGACCGGCUUAGCCGUUGCUAUGGAUUAUGAUCCCUACGGGACUCUAAUAAGUCACCACUUUAUGUGGGGAUCCCGGCCUCACCAUGGGCUUGGUGGUCAAGAAACGUUGGGGACAAGAUAUACCUAA